Messenger RNA from Bemisia tabaci, 560 nucleotides. Lineage: Eukaryota; Metazoa; Arthropoda; Insecta; Hemiptera; Aleyrodidae. The record is from RefSeq and is a predicted model, not a curated record.
UCUCCUCUACUCUUGAAUGGCUGUUGACAGUGAAGUGAAAACAUCAAGGUGUAUACGUCGCAUUCUUAAUCACGAAGUAAUCCAGUGCAAAAUGCUUUUCUACCGAAGUUUAAUGUUCGCUCUUUUUAUGGCUAUUUCAGUAUACCAGGGGAGUGCUCAAUACGCCAAAGCUUGCUGGACGGAUUCCGACUGCGUUGUUUCCUGGUACCACUCCCCUGCACCUCAACGAUGCAUCAACAACCGCUGUGAAUCGGUAAAUAUUUUCGACGGGUGCGAUGACUUCGAGCGUAAAACUGGAAUCAAGGCUCAGCGGGUUUGAAGCGCUCUAUCAAAAUGCUGAAACGAGGACGUUUGAGACAGCUGUAUUCAGGGAGUUGUAACACGGGAGUUAGAAAGAAAGUUGGUGCUACGCAAAAAUACGCAAUCUUUGCGCUAUAGGUAAUCUAACCUGCUAACUUAUUUAUAGGAAUGACUUAAUUCUUAAAAAUGAAUUUUCGAAAAAUUGUAAGUACUAGUGAUGGGAUUCCUUUUGUACAUUAAAGCGACUUAUCAAGCACUUA